GGUGUUCGAGGAAACGAUGGACCCCACGGUCCCAAAGGAAGCUUGGGUCCCCAAGGUGAGCCAGGACCUCCAGGUCAGCAGGGAACCCCAGGAACUCAGGGAAUGCCGGGACCUCAGGGGGCCAUCGGACCCCCAGGAGAGAAAGGUCCCACAGGAAAACCAGGUCUCCCAGGAAUGCCUGGAGCUGAUGGGCCUCCUGGUCACCCAGGAAAGGAGGGGCCUCCUGGCACCAAGGGAAACCAUGGUCCUAACGGUCCUCAGGGAGCUAUCGGCUAUCCUGGUCCUCGGGGCGUCAAGGGAGAACAAGGCAUCCGCGGCCUGAAAGGCCACAAAGGAGAAAAGGGAGAAGACGGCUUCCCGGGAAUUAAAGGAGAUUUCGGUGUCAAGGGAGAGAGGGGAGAGAUUGGAGUAUCAGGGCCCAGAGGAGAGGACGGCCCGGAGGGGCCAAAGGGUCGUGUUGGACCCCCCGGUGAGCUUGGAGCUAUUGGACUGAUUGGUGAGAAGGGUAAACUCGGUGUACCUGGAGUUCCUGGAUAUCCUGGAAGACAAGGACCAAAGGGAUCUCUUGGAUUCCCAGGAUUCCCUGGUUCAAACGGCGAGAAGGGAACAAGGGGUACUUCCGGCAAACCAGGUCCGAGAGGACAGAGAGGCCCGACGGGCCCCCGAGGGCAGAGAGGGCCGAGGGGCGCCACGGGGAAACUAGGAGCAAAGGUUUGUCUGCACACCUGA
Molecule: messenger RNA, 729 nt
Organism: Neolamprologus brichardi
Lineage: Eukaryota; Metazoa; Chordata; Actinopteri; Cichliformes; Cichlidae
Source: RefSeq, a predicted model, not a curated record